UAUCAGCUGUGCGUCAAAAAAUCAAAUUUCAAGCAAUUUUUUGGCUUAUUUUGCAUUUUUCAUCUAAAUUUUCUACAAAAUUUUGUAUUCACAGCAAUCAAUACACUCAAGCACAUUGAAAAAACAUAAAAACCCAAUAAAAAUCGUAAAAUUUGACGCUGAAACAAGAAAAUAAAGUUCAGCACAGGACUCAAGGAAAGCUGAAAAACAAACAUUAAUGCCUUAAUUUUAUCAAUAAUCAACAAAAAAUCAGGAAAAAUAUGGAUUACGGCAAUUAUGAGGAUGGCGAGAUUGUUGAACAACAACAACAACGGAAAACCGGGAAACAGAAUAACGUCUUGCCAUUCUGGGGAAACGAGAGUACAAUGAAUUUGAACCCUCUUAUUUUAACGAAUAUUCAAGGGUCGAGUUAUUUUAAAGUCAAUUUGUUCAAACUGAAGACGUAUCAUGAAGUUGUUGAUGAAAUUUAUUACCAAGUCAAGCACUUGGAGCCUUGGGAGCGCGGAUCUCGCAAAACGGGCCAAACGGGAAUGUGUGGCGGGGUUCGCGGCGUUGGUGCCGGCGGAAUUGUCUCGAGUGCGUAUUGCUUGCUCUACAAGCUCUACACGCUCAAACUGACACGAAAACAGGUGAAUGGACUUAUGAAUCACACAGAUUCGCCCUACAUUCGUGGAUUAGGUUUUAUGUACAUCCGUUACACGCAACCGCCGGGCGAUUUGUUCGAUUGGUAUGCGGAUUAUUUGCAGGAUGACGAGGAAAUUGACGUAAAAGCAGGCGGCGGGCAGCUAAUGACAAUCGGACAAAUGUUACGCUUGUUCAUGACGAAACUCGAUUGGUUUUCGACACUUUUUCCGCGGAUUCCGGUGCCGAUUCAGAAACAAAUUGAACAGCGGAUGAACGAAUAUGCGCGAGAGAAUGGCUUGAACUUUAACACGGAUGGACCGAGUAACAGAGGAGCGCCUCGUGAGGAAAUUGAUCGAUAUGCGGAGAACGGAAGGGAACGCGGAAGAAAUAAUUAUCAAGCACAAAGCAAUGAACGGUACGGAUCGAGUAGCGGAUCGUACAAAAGUCGCGAUGAACCGCGGGAUGAUCGACGAGAAAGAAGAGAUCGUUACGACGACAGGAGAGACCGUGAUCGCGACAGAUACCGCGAAGAACGACGAAGACGUGAAUAUGACGAUGAACGUCCCGUGCGUUACGAGUCGGAGGAAAGGAAAAAGAGAUCUCAUUCGCCUGACGAACGUCGACAUCGCGAUAAAUAUGAGAAAGAUGAACGCAGCAGUUACCGAGACGCGGAAGAGAAACAUUCCCGACAUCGUUCGAAGGAAAAGAAAAAGCACAAGAAGAAACAUAAGCAUCAUAGUCGUAGUCGAAGCAGAAGUCAUGAGCGAUCGGAGAAGAAAUAUCGAUGAAAAUCACAAGAAAUGCGCAAACUCUUGUACUUUGUUUGAUAAAAAU
This is a messenger RNA of Culicoides brevitarsis, 1458 nucleotides long. RefSeq names its product pre-mRNA-splicing factor 38B-like. The transcript has 6 exons. Gene Ontology annotation, cellular component: precatalytic spliceosome. The record is from RefSeq and is a predicted model, not a curated record. Bases 261 to 1412 code for a protein of 383 amino acids. NCBI's taxonomy places the organism in Eukaryota, Metazoa, Arthropoda, Insecta, Diptera, Ceratopogonidae.